Molecule: messenger RNA, 1222 nt
Organism: Ricinus communis (castor bean)
Lineage: Eukaryota; Viridiplantae; Streptophyta; Magnoliopsida; Malpighiales; Euphorbiaceae
Product: ATP-dependent Clp protease proteolytic subunit 2, mitochondrial
Exons: 2
Coding region: 168-1058 (296 amino acids)
Biological process (GO): protein quality control for misfolded or incompletely synthesized proteins
Cellular component (GO): endopeptidase Clp complex
Molecular function (GO): ATPase binding; serine-type endopeptidase activity; ATP-dependent peptidase activity
Source: RefSeq, a predicted model, not a curated record
AGAAAAAGAACUCUUCAAGAAAAAGAAAAAAAAGACUAACCAAAUAAAUAAAAAAAAUAAUUAAGUCAAAUACAAUAAAUCAUAAAACAGCAUCGGAGAGAGCAAAAUGCAGAUCCGCUAAAACCAGAAUUUCUGAUUUGUGGUAAUAUCGUACAAAAGUUUUACCUAUGCCAAUCUCCAUCAAAGCGACCACCAGCAGCAGCAGCGAACUUAAAUCGUUAAACCCUUUAAUCCCCAAAUUCCCUCGAAACUCACCACCCUCUUCUCCCUCCUUCCUAAAUCUCCGUUUGUCUAAACCCAGUUCCUCUACCACUACCGUCGCCGCCAUGAGAGGCCUCAUCUCUAGCGCUAAACUCUUUACCACCACUAGGACCAGAAUUCCCAUGUUGUCAAACCCUUCAAUUAGGAACACGCGGGCGUACGGCCUGGUCCCGAUGGUGAUAGAGCACUCGUCUCGAGGAGAGAGAGCGUAUGAUAUCUUCUCUAGGCUUCUAAAAGAGCGAAUUGUGUGCAUCAAUGGUCCAAUCAACGACGACACUGCCCAUGUAGUUGUGGCUCAGCUCCUUUUCCUCGAGUCUGAGAACCCUUCUAAGCCCAUCCAUAUGUAUCUCAACUCCCCUGGUGGCCAAGUCACUGCUGGUCUUGCUAUUUAUGAUACAAUGCAGUAUAUAAGGUCUCCAAUCAAUACCAUUUGUUUAGGCCAAGCUGCAUCCAUGGCUUCUCUCCUUUUGGCUGCAGGUGCCAAGGGUGAGCGCAAGUCGCUUCCUAAUGCAACAAUCAUGAUUCAUCAGCCAUCAGGUGGUUACAGUGGGCAGGCAAAAGAUAUGACCAUUCACACGAAGCAGAUAGUUCGAGUUUGGGAUUCAUUGAAUCAGUUGUACUCGAAGCAUACUGGGCAGUCAGUAGAUGUGAUUCAGAAGAAUAUGGAUAGAGAUUACUUCAUGACCCCGGAAGAGGCCAAGGAGUUCGGUAUAAUUGAUGAGGUGAUUGAUCAGAGACCAAUGACUCUGGUGGCUGAUGCAGUUGGCAGUGAAGGUAAAGAUAAGGGUACAGAUUAGGAAGAUAAGGGUAAGAUUUAGGGGAAGCUUUUCAUGUUUUUGAAUUUUGCAUCUGCUUUUCUUUUGAUUUAUCAAUGAUUAAAUUUCCGGAUUUAGUUGAUUCUCAAAAUAUGUUAUUCUGUUUGGUUGUUUAAUUCGAGAUAAUCUUGUUCAUUGAGUCGUCA